AUGCAUACUCUGUGUCUCUAUGUAGCUCCCAAUUGUAACAUGAGACAAUUUCCACGAUUGGCCGAUUACGAAGGCUCAAAUAUGUCGGGGUUUCGCUAUCGCCCAGAGAUUCUAAAGGGAAUGUCAGACUACGAGACGGAGUAUCUUAAGCAGUACGAAAACUGGUUUAUCCUCGAGCCAAAGGAUCUAAAACGCAUCACAGACCAUUUCGUAACGAAAUUGAACAAGGGACUCUCAAAGGAAGGAGGCACUAUCCCCAUGAAUCCAUGCUGGAUCAUGGGAUUUCCCUCCGGCCAUGAGACAGGUCGUGUUCUGACACUAGAUAUGGGUGGAACAAACCUGCGCAUAUGCAGAGUCUGUCUGUCAAGCCGCAAGAGAGACUUUGAACAGUUCCAACGAAAAAUUCAACUCCCAGAGGAACUCAAAACCGGGACUGGGGAGCAACUUUGGAACUUUGUCGCCGAAUGCCUAGAAUUGUUCCUCAAGGAGCAUCAUAUCGAGAGUGAUGAUGAUGAUGAUGAUGAUGAUGAUGAUGAUGGCAUCGUACCUUUGUCAUUUACUUAUUCGUUUUCCGUCGAGCAGAAGUCCAUACGGAGCGGGAUUCUGCAACGCUGGACGAAGAACUUAGAUGUAUUCGGAAUGAAAGGACAGGAUGUAAUCCCGCAGCUUAAAGCUGCCUUUAAGAGACAUAGCCUGCCGGCGAGAAUAGUCGCGCUCCUCAACGACACCACGGGCACCUUGAUUGCAUCACACUACCGGGAUCCCAAGGUCAAACUGGGGAGUAUCUUCAGCACAGGCUGUAAUGCGGCUUACAUGGAGGAACGCAAGUUGAUCCAGAAACUUGAAGGCGCUGCGCUACCAGAAAAGGCCACUGUUAUCAUCAACACCGAAUAUGGUGCAUUUGAUAACGACAGGAAGGUCUUGCCAUUUACUCCAUUUGACUCGCAAUCGAUGGAACAUCAGGAUGGUAUCUGGAUUUUCGACGGAAGUUUGAGCCUUUCGCCCGAUCUCAACGAUUUGAAGGUGUGUCGGUAUCUGAUCGGCCUCGUCGCCACACGGGCAGCGCGUCUCUAUGCUUGCGGAAUAGCUGCUAUCUGCAAGAAGAAGAAGAACAUAAAGAGGUGUCAUGUUGGUGUUGAUGGCUCCGUGUUCAACAAAUAUAGCGGAUUCAAGGGCCGAGCUGCACAAGGACUGCGUGACAUCUUUGACUGGCCGCCUGAUGAGCAGGAAUUGAUCGCGCUCAAUCCGUCCGAGGAUGGCUCGAGCGUAGGAGCAGCAUUGGCUGCAGCAUUGAUUAUUGAAGGAGAGCAAAAGGCCAAACCAUUGUAUUAG
Messenger RNA from Penicillium longicatenatum, 1332 nucleotides. Its product is annotated as Hexokinase. Gene Ontology annotation, molecular function: ATP binding; fructokinase activity; mannokinase activity. Lineage: Eukaryota; Fungi; Ascomycota; Eurotiomycetes; Eurotiales; Aspergillaceae. The coding region runs from base 1 to 1332 and encodes 443 amino acids. Gene Ontology annotation, biological process: glycolytic process; glucose 6-phosphate metabolic process; intracellular glucose homeostasis. The transcript has 4 exons. The record is from RefSeq and is a predicted model, not a curated record. Gene Ontology annotation, cellular component: mitochondrion; cytosol.